AUGGACGAGGCGCUUUCUCUACUGGAGAAGCACGAGGGUUCGUUCGAAGCCGUUUUGCUGACCGCCCGGAUCCUGGUGGACCAAAACAAGAUCGACGCUGCCCACAAACUCAUCCGUGACUACGCUCGAACCUCGGAUGAUGACGUGGCCUAUCUGCUGGCCUCUGCCAUUGUCGCCAUGCGGGCCAACGGCGAUGACCAUGUGCGAUCCGCCUACUACAUUUUCGAGGAUCUCUCGCAGCACAAGACUGGCAACAUGCUGCUUGGCCAGGCGCUCACAGAAAUCCAACUGGGUCGAAUCGACGAGGCAAAGGAGACUCUGUCCAAGGUCGACGAGGUGGCCCCCCAGGAUCCCAAUGCUCUCAUGGCCAAGAUUGUCGUGGGUCUGUCUGAGGGCGACGAUGUGACCGAGCUUAAGGACGAGCUGAAAAAGGUGGAUGCCAAGCACCCCAUUUUCGAGGAGCUAGCCGAGAAGAAUGCGCUGUUUGAUAAGGUGGUUCUUAAGUACGCCGACAAGAUUGUCGCGUAA
This is a messenger RNA of Yarrowia lipolytica CLIB122, 528 nucleotides long. RefSeq lists its product as uncharacterized. Lineage: Eukaryota; Fungi; Ascomycota; Dipodascomycetes; Dipodascales. Gene Ontology annotation, molecular function: protein binding; structural molecule activity. Gene Ontology annotation, biological process: intra-Golgi vesicle-mediated transport; retrograde vesicle-mediated transport, Golgi to endoplasmic reticulum; endoplasmic reticulum to Golgi vesicle-mediated transport. Gene Ontology annotation, cellular component: COPI vesicle coat. The record is from RefSeq and is a predicted model, not a curated record.